AAUCACAUGCAGACACGGAGGCGGGGUCACGUAAAGAGUCCGCCGGGUCCGGAGAAUUUCCGAAUUCCCCGCUGGCUCCGGACGGCCUUCACUGACCGUCCGCAGGCAGGGCGCACCAGAGCGGCGUUGUCGUGUCAGCCACUGGGGCUUGCGUGAAAUCCGGCGUUCCGUCCAAGAAGGCGGCAUUUAAACUUCGCUGUGUUUGAAGGAAGAGUUUAAAUCCUUAGCUGUACUCCGGCAUUUCGUACACCGGAUCCGGGUGCCUGUGGAGAGCGAUCACCUUGCAUGCCUUUGUGUCUGGUGUAAUUGGUAAAAAAAACGACCCGCAUUGAGGUGAAAUGGCUUUGCUGUGCAUCUAUAAGUGUGCAUUGUGCAGCCUGAGGAACCAAAUACUGCUACAGAGGAGCUUGUCCACAUAUACCUCUGUCUACAGAGUAAAUGAAGAUGAUAUCAAGGGAAAACUCGAGCAGCUCCGUGGUGGAUCUGUUGAUCUGCAGAAAGAUCAAAAUGGGAUUGCCACCAUGAUCAUAAAUCACCCUGAUCGAAUGAAUGCAUUUUCAGGGACAAUGAUGUUGGAAUUCCGAGAUAGAGUAGAAGAAUUGGAGCAUUGGACUAACGGGAAAGGUCUUAUUUUACGAGGUGCAAAUAAUACAUUUUGCUCUGGCUCUGAUUUGAGAGCAGUAAAAUCAAUAUUAAACCCUGAGGACGGGUUGAAAAUGUGCAUGUUCAUGCAGAACACUUUGACAAGACUUCUGAGACUACCUCUGAUCAGUGUCGCUUUAGUUCAAGGGAAGGCACUAGGAGGAGGAGCAGAAGUAGCUACAGCCUGUGAUUUCAGGCUCAUGACACCAGGAAGUGAGAUUCGCUUUGUUCACAAGCUCAUGGGAUUGGUGCCAGGAUGGGGCGGAGCUACUAGGCUGAUUAAACUGAUUGGAUAUCGGAAUGCUCUUAAACUGUUGAGCAGUGCCCAGCAUGUGGAUCCUGAAACGGCACAGAAUAUUGGGUUGGUUGAUGAAAUUUUAGAAUCCCCGGAUGAGGAGAGUUCCUUUAAGGAGGCUCACAAUUGGCUGAAUGAAUACGUCAGGGGAUCUUCACAAGUUGUUAGAGCCAUUAAAAAUGUUGUAGUUUCAGGGAGGGAACUGUCGCAAGAAGAAUCACUGAGAAAUGAGAAGAUUAUAUUUGGUACUCUCUGGGGCUCCCCUGUAAAUCUGAAAGCUUUGGCUGAAAGAAUCAAACAUAAGUAGUGCAGAUGAAUUAAACUGUUCGGAAUGCAUCAGCCCAUCUGUCGAGUAGAGUUAGUUUGCAGUGUAUUGCUGUGUUGCAUUAUCAAGUGCUGAAUGGUACAACGUUUACAAUUUUUCUCAGCAACUGCCGUUUGUAUAGUGUCUUUAACAUUGUGAAACAAUCCAAGAAUGUUAUUAAAUGUUUUAAUGUCUUGCAUCAUACUGUUGCCACAAAACAAAUUUCACUACAUGCAAUCAUAAUGAACCUAAUUUUGAUUCUGGUUCUGAAAAUAUAACUCGGCCACAUGCAUAGAUGUCAAGGCAUAUGACCUUCCCAGAGGAAUACUUAGGCAGUCCUUGAUGCCACUUUAUCAGAAUCAUUAAUGUGCAAAGAAGUGGUUGGUUAUUUAACUGGGAGCUAAUGUAGGUGACGCAUGAACGGAACUUAGUACUGGUUAGGAUAGUAAAUAGCAUUUUAGUUUUUAAAUACACUACUUGCUCUAUCUGGUACAACCAAUAAUCCAAUUUGCAAUGAAAGCUAACUGCAAUUUAACAACCAAUUGCUUACAAAAUGCUCUUGGGUCUUCUGAAGAUGUCUAAGACACUGUACAAAUGGAAGUUAUUUAUUCUGUCUCUCAAUCUAAAAUGUACAGUAAUCAUAGAAUAAUUCCAUAAUACAUUUCUUGUUGGUGAAUAGUCCUACAGUGUUAACUUGGUCCCUUUAUUACUCAGUUUUGAUAAUAAUAAACCAAUAUUGGUAUCA
Molecule: messenger RNA, 1986 nt
Organism: Hypanus sabinus (Atlantic stingray)
Lineage: Eukaryota; Metazoa; Chordata; Chondrichthyes; Myliobatiformes; Dasyatidae
Gene: echdc1
Product: enoyl CoA hydratase domain containing 1
Exons: 6
Coding region: 339-1244 (301 amino acids)
Biological process (GO): fatty acid beta-oxidation
Cellular component (GO): cytosol
Molecular function (GO): enoyl-CoA hydratase activity
Source: RefSeq, a predicted model, not a curated record